AUGGUUUAUGAAGAGGGGAUGGUGAUGCCGCAGGAUAUCUGGGAUGAGGUUGAUAAAAAUAACGAGGUUUUGCAUGAUGUAAGGGGUGGACAAGAGCGCGUGACGACGACAGGUUCGACGACGGGUUCGGUGGAGGAAGCGAAGACAUCGAUAGCAGUUGGAACUUUGGUGGCUAUGAGUUCAUCGAAAAUAUCGGCGCCUUUACCAACACCAACGUACACGCCGCAUGUACCAAGUCAGGAUAAAGAAAUACCAUCCACGGAUGCUGGGCCAUCCAAAUACCAGGCGGCAGAAAAUGAGGCCUCGGAAUCAAGACCGCAUUACUCAUCCGAACAGACAGAAAAUCCGGACUCAGAGAAUAACAAACAACAGAACAUCCCGCCUGAAGAAGUCCAAAAAAACCAAGACUUUAAUCCGAUGAUUAAAGACAAUUUUCCAAUCGCAAUGAAUGCUCGCUCAGCCGCCGAUUUACCUCCAAUACCCCCCUGGAACAAUCCUCCAACCCCUCACGUGAAAGAGAAGACACCUCUUUUCAUCGCCUUUACUCGAAAUUGGCCCUUAUUGCAGCAAACAGUCGUGUCGUGGAUAACUUCCGGUUGGCCAGCCGAGGAUAUUUAUAUUGUUGAAAAUACCGGUACCAUGAGAUCUAAUGAAUUUGGCCGACUUUCUCUCCAGAAUCCGUUUUUCCUAAAUCACACUCGAUUGCAUAUGUUAGGAGUAAAUGUCAUCAUUACACCUACCCUCUAUACCUUUGCCCAAUUACAGAAUUUCUUCCUCUGGACCGCCAUCGAAAAGGAUCUCGAUACUUAUUUCUGGGGUCAUAUGGAUAUCAUCCCUAUCACGUUCGAGGAAGAAACUUUUGCGUCGAAUCAAUACGCCGGGCAUCGAACCAUCUAUCAACAUGCUGUUGAGGUUCUCCGAUCAGCACAGUCACCUCACCCGGAUCCCAAUGCUUCCGAUCCAAGUAAACCAUGGGCCAUGCGAUUCUUUGCUUUCGACUACUUAACAUUGGUUAACCGAGCGGCUUUUGAAUCGAUUGGUGGAUUCGACACUACGAUUCCUUUUUAUCAUACGGAUUGCGAUAUGUAUGAUCGAUUAGUUAUGGCUGGAUAUGAAAUGAACGAGCCUCGUUAUCUGAUGACAACAGUUGGGAAUGAUUUUGACGGGUUAGACAGAGCUGGUAGUGGAUACAUCUUUGAUGUCGCAAACAGCAUUGACGAUUUAAUCGUCCUAUACCGAAAGAAAAACACCGUUGCAGCCAGUUUCACAGACCAGACUCGACCUGAAGAUAUCGAAGCAGUGCGCAAACAUAACGAAGAACAGCUAGAGAUAGAACAGCAGGCCCAGUAUGAAGAGGAAGCUCGAUAUAAAGCCGAAGCGAACCAAAAGCAGGCUGCAAUUGAUGACGACAAUGCACAAGCCUAUGCGAAAGCGAUGCAAGAACAAGCUAUACUUGACAAUAAGGCUGAAGAGAUCGAGAAACAGGUAGAAGAAAAGCCUCAGAAUGUGGGAAAUGCUAUGGAUUAUCCAAAUACCAAUGCCGAUUCUAGCGAAGGAUAUGGAGGUAGCAAUGAGGAAAUUCGGCAGGUUGCGGAGAAACAACAAGAAUUGCGACAAGCAAACGAUAUGGAGGAGAAAGAAUGGAAUCCCGUGGUUGCGAACGAUCCUUAUCAAUCUGAUUCUUCGAUCACUUCAUCCCAAGCAGGUGAGUAUAAAAAGCGAGAUCUGACUUCCUCGGGCUCGACAAAUCCCCAAUUUAAAUCGCUCGAGGAACUUCACAAAGACGCCAGCUUAAACGCCGGCCUUAAGGAACCAAUCAUGCCAUCCACAUCCACAGCCACAACCACACUCUUAAACUCUGACACCGACUCCGACUCCGACUUCGAUUCAAAUUCAUCUCCCAACACCAACUCCAACUCCAACACCCAAUGGAUAACCGACACCCCUAAUUCCCCCGCCUAUACGCAACUCCUGCAAGUCGCCGACGACAUGGUACGCGCCAAGUAUUCUCUCGGCGGCGAGGGUCGAAAUACAUGGCAACAUCAGCAAUCUGGAGGACAGGGGGAGCCAUAUUAUCGGAAUGCGGAUGGAUUUGAGAAGGCGAUUCAGAUGACGAUUACGUUGGGGAGAGCGGUUUAUUUGGAGAAAUGGGGGACGUUGGAGUGUGGGUUGAUUGGGAGUGGGGUGACGAUGGAGGAUGAGUGGAGGGUUCGGGAGUGGAGUGGGCUGUAG
This is a messenger RNA of Sclerotinia borealis F-4128, 2232 nucleotides long. Lineage: Eukaryota; Fungi; Ascomycota; Leotiomycetes; Helotiales; Sclerotiniaceae. The record is from the annotation of a GenBank genome assembly.